AUGGACUCACAAUCUUUCCACAGCGAGGACCAGCGCAGUUGGCAGGGCGACUUCGACCCAUUCGAUGACCCGGAAGAGCGGAGGGUACUGUUUGCUGCUUUCGACUCUUUCAGGCAAUAUCGUCGCACGGCGCACCAGAACACUACUCAUCGCCGUCGACAGGCAUUCUACUCUCUCCCGUCGGAGCACUGGCAGAUGCUAUCGGAGCCGCCAUUUUCUAUCUUGGAUAACCUCAAUGAGGUAGAUGAUGCCAUCGAUACCAAUGCUGAGCUCGCAGACAAGAUUCUGGACGGAGGCUUGGAGUCCUUCGGACUCGCCGCAACUCCCGACAAAGAGGACCCGACACAGAACUGGCACGGAACAGCCACUGCAUCCGACGUCAAUAAGGCGCACUCGACUAUCCGCCAGUUUUACCGAGACUGGAGUGCUGAGGGGCGCGUCGAGCGGGAAGUAUGCUACGACCCAGUGCUCCAAGACCUUCGCACCGAGUUUCAGGCUCGACGGGAUGCCAGCGAAGAGAUUAAAGUGCUCAUCCCAGGCGCAGGGCUAGGCCGUUUAGUGUUUGAUGUCUGCCUCGCGGGAUUUUCCGCCGAGGGCAACGAGAUCUCGUACCACCAGUUGUUGGCCAGCAGCUGGGUUCUAAACCACACCGAGGGCCCACAGAGCCACACGCUCCACCCCUUCGCGUUACACUUCUCGAAUCUGAAAACCCGGGCACAGCAAUUGCGGAGCGUUCAGAUCCCGGACGUGCAUCCGGGCACCGCUAUUGGAGAGGCGAUGCAAGCCAACCGGUCUGUCGGGUCAAUGUCGAUGUCGACAGGUGACUUUGUGGUAGUCUACAAUGAGCCCAGCAACCGACAGACAUUUGAUGCCGUGGCGACCGUGUUUUUCAUUGAUACUGCACCUAACCUGAUCCGUUACAUUGAGGCGAUUCACCAUUGUCUCAAGGAGGAUGGGCUGUGGAUCAAUGUAGGACCUUUAUUGUGGCAUUUUGAGGAUAGUCAUCCCCGCAGGGACGCAGAGGGGGAUACUACAGGGAUUGGGGAACCGGGCAAUGUGGAGUUAACCGAGGAGGAAGUGUUGACCUUGGUCGAACGCAUGGGCUUCAGAAUUGAGGCGCGGCCUGACGAUCGGCGGCCGUGCGGCUACAUCCAGGACGGCGAUAGCAUGCUUCAGAACAUUUACCAGCCAUCGCAUUGGGUGGCGCGGAAAACGAGAGUGGCUGGCGCCUGA
Messenger RNA from Penicillium atrosanguineum, 1233 nucleotides. RefSeq lists its product as uncharacterized. Gene Ontology annotation, molecular function: S-adenosylmethionine-dependent methyltransferase activity. The transcript is spliced from 2 exons. The coding region runs from base 1 to 1233 and encodes 410 amino acids. The record is from RefSeq and is a predicted model, not a curated record. Lineage: Eukaryota; Fungi; Ascomycota; Eurotiomycetes; Eurotiales; Aspergillaceae.